AUGACAUUCAGCUCAUUUAAUAGUUCUGUAAAUUUGAAAUCAAAAGUUAAUGGUACAAAAUCAAAAUCAAAAACUUCAACUCCAAGACAACCUAGAAAAAAAGUUGCAAAAAUUGUUGAUGACGAAGAUGACGAUGAAGAUUAUCAAAACGAUAAUGAAAAACAUGAAUUUAAGUCAGAAGAUGACAGUUCUACAGAUAAUUUAAAGAAAAAGAAAAUAAAAGAUGAAGAUGAAUAUGAAUAUGAAGAAACUCCAAAGAAAAAAACUCAAGCUAAGGCCAAAUCAAAGAAAAAAGAUCUGGAAAAUGGGAAACCAAAAUCAAAAUCAAAAUCAAAAGUGAAAAAAGAAUCUGAUGAUAAGAAAACAUUAACAAAAUUACAAAAAGAAGAGGCCAAAAGAAUCAAAGAAGAAGAAAAGAAAAAAAAAUUAGAAGAAAAAGAAAAAAACACUUACAAAUGGUGGGAAAAUGAGGAAGAAGGAGAUAAAGAUGGUGAAAUCAAAUGGCAAACUUUAGAGCAUAAUGGUGUAAUGUUUCCACCAGAAUAUGAACCUUUACCAAGUAAUGUUAAAUUAUAUUAUGAUGGAAAACCUGUGGAUUUACCUCCAAAAGUUGAAGAAGUUGCCGGGUUCUUUGCAGCAUUGAUAGAAACUGAGUAUGGUAAAAAUCCUAUUUUUCAAAAAAAUUUCUUUAGAGAUUUUAAAGAUCUUAUAAAAAAACACAAUUCAAAAAACCCUGAUGAUAAAAUUUCGAUUGAAUCGUUUGAUAAAUGUGAUUUCACAAAAAUAUUUAAUUAUUUUGAAGCAGAAAAGGAAAGAAAAAAGGCGUUACCAAACAGUGUUAAAAAGCAACAAAGAGAUGAAAAAAACAAAUUAGCAGAACCCUUUAAGUUUUGUUUUGUUGAUGGCAGAAAAGAGCAAGUUGGAAAUUUUACAAUUGAACCUCCAGGUUUAUUUAGAGGUCGUGGAUCUCAUCCCAAAACUGGUACAUUGAAAAAAAGAGUGUUCCCCGAAGAAAUUACAAUAAAUAUUGGCAAGGAGGCCAAAGUUCCUGAACCACCAACUGGACAUAAAUGGGCAGAAGUCAGAAAUGAUAAUACAGUUACUUGGUUAGCAACAUGGAAAGAAAACGUUUUAGGACAGAAUAAAUAUGUUAGAUUUGCUGCAAAUUCGUCAUUUAAAGGAAUGAGUGAUUUGAAAAAAUAUAAUAAAUGUAGAGAAUUAAAAAACCAUAUUGAAAAAAUUCGAUUAGAUUAUAAUAAAAAUCUUAAAUCUAAGGUCAUGCAGGAAAGACAAAUUGCAGUUGCUAUAUAUUUCAUUGAUAAGUUGGCAUUAAGAGCCGGUGGUGAAAAGAAUACUGAAGAUUUAGCCGAUACAGUUGGAUGUUGCUCGUUAAGAUAUGAACAUGUUACAUUGGAGCCACCAAAUUAUGUCAUAUUUGAUUUUUUAGGUAAGGACUCUGUUCCAUACCAUCAAAAAGUUGAAGUUGAUGCUCAAGUUUUCAAAAACAUUCGAAUUUUUAAAAGACCACCAAAGAAGUCUGGUGAUAAAUUGUUUGAUAGAAUUGAUCCAACAAUUUUAAAUAAUUUUUUGCAGAAUAAUUAUAUGAAGGGAUUAACUGCAAAAGUUAUUCGUACUUAUAAUGCUUCGAAUACAAUGCAGGAACAAUUAGAUUUGAUGGAAAAAAAAGGGAAUUUUAAAGGAUCAAUUGAAGAAAAAAUUGUUGCAUUUAGAGCAGCUAAUAAAGAAGUUGCAAUAUUAUGUAACCAUCAAAAGGGAAUUACAAAGAAUUUUGAUGAAACUCUUCAAAAGUUUCAUGAUAAGAUUGAAGAAAUGAAAUGGCAAAAGAUGAGAACAAGCAAAAUGCUAAAUCAAAUUGAUGAAAAAUUUAAAGCUAAGAAAUUGGGAUUUACAAAAAAUAAAAUUAAAGUGAUCCAUAAGAGGAUAAUUGAUAGAGAAAAGGAAAAAAUAAUAAAAAAAUUUGACAAAGAAAAUGAGAGCUUGAAAUUUGAAAACAAGAAACUAUUACCUAAAAGUGAGUUAAAAGAGAGAUUAACCAAGAUCGUUGAGCUUGAAAGCUUUUAUAAAGAAGAAUAUGAAACAGGGAAAGUUUCAGUUGGAUUAAGUAGUAAUGUUACUGUAUUGCAGAAUCAAUUAAAGAAGUUUGAUACUAGAAUCAAAAAUGCUGCAUUGCAACUACAGGAUAAAGAGGACAAUAAGAAUGUUGCACUUAAUACGUCUAUUAUGAAUUAUAUAGACCCGAGGUUAUGUGUGAUGUUUUGCAAAAGAUAUAAAGUGCCUAUUGAGAAAAUUUUUUCUAAAACAAUUCGAGAUAGAUUUACUUGGGCUAUACAUAAUGCGGAUGAGAACUGGAGGUUUUAA
Molecule: messenger RNA, 2379 nt
Organism: Ascoidea rubescens DSM 1968
Lineage: Eukaryota; Fungi; Ascomycota; Saccharomycetes; Ascoideales; Ascoideaceae
Gene: TOP1
Product: DNA topoisomerase 1
Exons: 1
Coding region: 1-2379 (792 amino acids)
Biological process (GO): DNA topological change; chromosome segregation; DNA replication
Cellular component (GO): chromosome; nucleolus
Molecular function (GO): DNA topoisomerase type I (single strand cut, ATP-independent) activity; DNA binding
Source: RefSeq, a predicted model, not a curated record